Molecule: messenger RNA, 933 nt
Organism: Entamoeba nuttalli P19
Lineage: Eukaryota; Evosea; Mastigamoebida; Endamoebidae
Product: ubiquitin family protein
Exons: 1
Coding region: 1-933 (310 amino acids)
Biological process (GO): ubiquitin-dependent protein catabolic process
Cellular component (GO): cytosol
Molecular function (GO): polyubiquitin modification-dependent protein binding
Source: RefSeq, a predicted model, not a curated record
AUGAAAAUUAAUGUCCGAUUAACUUAUUCUUCAAACACAAUUGAAAUUAUAUUUGAUGAUAAUGAGUUUAAUGGUAUGACAGUCUCUGGUAUUAAAGAAAAAAUUCGCAACCAACAACCAGAUGUUGCAGAAUUUAGAUUGAUUUUUGCUGGUCGAGUAUUAAAAGAUGAUGAAGUAUUAAGUACUCUUGGUAUUAAUAACAAUGUUACAUUACACCUUGUUCGUUCACGUAGUCCUACUUCUGUCCCUUCACAACCAACUCCAAGUUCACAAUCAACUCCAGUUUCACAACCAGCACAACCAACUUUUCAAUCCAAUGAACAAAGUACUUUUCAACAACCACAAAUGGGUAAUAUGCCUUUGCCUAAUUUUGGUGGAAUGGGAGGUUUUAAUGGAAUGGGAGGAAUGGACAUGCAACAAACUAUGAAUAUGUUACAACAAAACCCACAAAUGCUUGAACAAGCCAUUAACUUUUUAACACAAAAUCCACAAGCAAUGAGAGCUAUGUUAAUGAUGAACCCACAAACUGCUCAAAUGAUGAAUAACCCACAGUUUAGUAUGAUGUUUGACCAAAUGAUUAGUAACCCAGAAUUGCUACGAAUGAUGAUUAGUAAUAAUCCAUUGAUGGGAAUGGCUGGUAUGCAACAACCUCAAAGUACUCAACAACCAAAUUUCCAACAACCUCAAAAUGCACAACAACCAAAUCCAUUUAAUUUGUUAUUUGGACAACAACCCUCUCAAAAUAGUGGUCUAAACCAACCACAAACUGCACAGCCAGUCCAAAGAAAUCUUCAUGAAGUUUAUGCCAAUCAAAUUAACCAAUUAAAAGAAAUGGGAUUUUUUGAUGAAGAAGAAAAUCUUAGAGCUCUCCAAAGAGUUGGAGGAAAUGUGAAUGCUGCUGUUGAAUUAUUAUUGCAAGGGCCAGUUUACUAA